Molecule: messenger RNA, 435 nt
Organism: Helobdella robusta
Lineage: Eukaryota; Metazoa; Annelida; Clitellata; Rhynchobdellida; Glossiphoniidae
Exons: 4
Biological process (GO): regulation of DNA-templated transcription
Cellular component (GO): histone deacetylase complex
Molecular function (GO): transcription coregulator activity; protein binding
Source: RefSeq, a predicted model, not a curated record
ACAUGCUGUUUGUUAGAAUCAGGAGUUAGGUGCGUACGGCCGGCCGGUAAUGCCUGUUACAAUAAAAGAAUUCAAAAGACAGUCCAGCAAAAAAGAUUGAAAUUUGUUGUAGACCCCGGGGUGAGUCAGAUGUACAUAUGCGAGCACCACAAGAACAUGAUCCAGAACUAUAGAAACCAGCAACAUCAAAAAUCAAGGGAUAAUAAUAAUCAUAAUGAUAAUAAUAAUAGUCAUAAUAAUAGGGAUAUUAACUUUUUGAUGUUACCUUUGAGUCUACUUAGGAGGUACAAAAGAAAUUUUAAAUUAAUUUCAAAGCCAGGAUGUAAUAAGGCCCAGCUGGCCGAUAUUGUUGCCAGGCACUUCAGCAAAAUUCAAGUUGACCAGAAAGACGUUCUGACGUGUUUUCUCUACACGUGCAAGUCAAACAGAUCUCAG